AUGUUUUUAAGUAUUGAAAAGAUAAAUGAUGUCUCUCCUAAAUUCCUAGAAAAGAAAUGUAAUCCAGAUGGACAAUUUAAUAUGAAUUUUAACAGGUUAUUGGCUAAAGCUAAAACUGAAAAAAAAGUUGAACAAAAAGGUUUAAAUAUAAAAGAUUCCGUUCAUGGGAGGAAUAAGGAAAUGAAAAAUGAAAAAAAAAAUGCAUCAACAUACGAAAAAAUAAAAAAAGAGAAAAAGAAUGAUUUAGAUUAUUACAUGAAAAGUUAUAAGGAUGGAUAUUCUAAAAGAAUAGGAUUAGGAAAGUUUGACUGUUAUUGUGAAAACAAGAUAUUUAGGGGGAUUGACAAAAUGAAUAAACUUGUAAAUACACCAAAUAUGACAAAAAGCAAAUUUAAAAAGGAAUUGCGUAAAAGGUAUGGAUUGCGUAUUGGUUUAACUUAUUUCUUUUACUUUUUUGCUCUAGCAAUAGGAAUUGUAGAUCUUUUAAAUAAAAGCCAACUUAUUGAUGAAAAAGGAUUUCUUAAGUAUGCACCUAAUGAAUCAAAUAAAGACUUGUAUAAUCACUUGAUAUCAUCGCUGGGUGACGUGCUUGUAUAUGUAAUACCUUUUAUACUUACAUUAGCAAUUAUCUAUAUUUUAAUAAAAAUUUUUGAGAAUGUACAUAAAAUAUUUCCACUAUAUAUACAAAAACAUAUUGAAAAUAUAUCUAUGAAAAUAUUCAUUUUAUGUGUUUGUAUUUAUUUUAUUAUUUAA
This is a messenger RNA of Plasmodium gonderi, 753 nucleotides long. Its product is annotated as variable surface protein. The transcript has 3 exons. The coding region runs from base 1 to 753 and encodes 250 amino acids. Lineage: Eukaryota; Apicomplexa; Aconoidasida; Haemosporida; Plasmodiidae. The record is from RefSeq and is a predicted model, not a curated record.